This is a messenger RNA of Amphibalanus amphitrite, 1093 nucleotides long. RefSeq lists its product as uncharacterized. The coding region runs from base 171 to 794 and encodes 207 amino acids. The transcript has 4 exons. Lineage: Eukaryota; Metazoa; Arthropoda; Thecostraca; Balanomorpha; Balanidae. The record is from RefSeq and is a predicted model, not a curated record.
UAGUAUUGAUUCGUCGGCGGCGGACGGAGGACGGACGGAGGCACGGCGCUCCCGGCAGACUGUCUCGGCGACCUGACCUGACCUGACCUGAGCGCGGCCCCGGCCGGCGACAUGACCUCGCGAACUCGCUGAAGGGUGGGGUCGGCGCCGGCCCCUCGCCAGCGGGCCAGAUGACCCAGCUCAAGUCCAAAGAGCCGCCACCUACCUGGAAGGAACGCGAAAUCAACGGCAACUGCGAGUUUGGCGUCAAAAGUUACCUACAUCAGUUUUACGAUGGCCCAGAGAGCGUGGACUUCGACCUCUAUGAAUAUGAGGAGGACCAGUGCGACCAGUCGUCCUGGCCGGGGCCGGCGGAGGGCGGCCGGCGCCGGCGGCGCGCCUGCUGCCGGCCGGCCGGCUGCGUCCGGCCGCUGCUGAUUCUCUCGCUGCUGCUGCUGGCCUCGGCCGGCUCGUUCCUGCUGCUGCUGGUGCUGCUGCCGCCGCCGCUGGCGCUGCUGACGGCUGCCUCGGACGUCACGGCUGCCGAGCUGGCCGCGCUGACCGCCGCCUGCAUGGGCGCCACCGGCACCCUGGUCUCCGUCUGCCUGAUGCUGCAGGUGAAAUCAAACGCCCUGGCUGCCCGGGAGGGCGGCGGUGACCAGCGGUCUCUGUACCGCUCUCAGGCCGCGCCUCCCAGCCCCACAGAGGCCACGGUACCGGCCACCGCUCAGCUCAUCAGCAUCCAGCCGGACGCACCGCCGCGCUAUGACGUCACCAGAGUCCAGAGUGACGUCACCGGGACUGGCGAACACUAACGGAAAACACGGGUGAAUGAAAGGGUGUGUCUCGUACUGGGAUGUCUCCCGAAAGGAAGCAUCGCAGGCCGGACUGAGUGCUUAGUAUUCCAACGACAGAGGCUAGUAUAUGAAAGCAGUGGGUGAAGGAGUUAUGAGAAAUGCUAAGACUGAGAGAAUGCUUUCAUAUCCGGCUCAAAAGCUGUCGAGAUAUUAAAGUGAAUCACAGAAUGUGUCUAUUUUGCGUGUAAAGGCAAGUGUUAUGGCUGCAAGGGUUAGCGCGUGUGUUGUGGGUCGCUUGCCACCCAUAAGGUGAAAUC